Messenger RNA from Liolophura sinensis, 519 nucleotides. Its product is annotated as NHL repeat-containing protein 2-like. The coding region runs from base 1 to 519 and encodes 172 amino acids. Gene Ontology annotation, molecular function: protein binding. Lineage: Eukaryota; Metazoa; Mollusca; Polyplacophora; Chitonida; Chitonidae. The transcript has 3 exons. The record is from RefSeq and is a predicted model, not a curated record.
AUGCCCGCUUACAGCACCCCUUGGAGUCACUAUGUUUCCCAUGACACCUGUGUUCUGGCUGUGGCUGACUCUUACAACCACAAGAUAAAAAAGAUUGACGUUACCACGAAACAGUGCACGUCCUAUGUGGGCUGUGGUACAGCAGGCAACUCAGUCGCUGGGCAUCUAAGGGAGGUCACUCUGAAUGAACCUGGAGGGGUGUGUGUGGACAGAGCCAAAGGGAUUCUGUACAUAGCAGACACCAACAACCACUGUAUUAAAACAGUUAAUGUGAAGACAAAUGUCAUGAGGCCUUUUCCUAUCAUCUUCCCUUCUGUGGGAUCAGACAAAACCUCAGAUGUGGUGUUUAAACGUCUCACAAGGAAGUCCAUCCCAGUUACGGAGACCACGCCUGUGUGUCUAGCCCCAGGUGGAAAGGUAAUGUUCAAGGUACAGGUAGACUGGAAACCAGGCAUACACCUGACAGAGGGGGCACCUAGCCAGUGGCAAGUGUGGGUAGAGGGUAAGUCUGACCUGUGA